Peronospora farinosa is the source of this 360-nucleotide messenger RNA. NCBI's taxonomy places the organism in Eukaryota, Oomycota, Peronosporomycetes, Peronosporales, Peronosporaceae. The record is from the annotation of a GenBank genome assembly.
AUGAUAGCCAUGCGUCGGGGUGGAAUGUGGACAUUGCGUCAAUGUAGCUCGAAACCUUCAUUGGCUGUAUUGAAAUGUCGCAUGAUGUCGACACAUGUCUCGGUUAUCGGCUUACACUGGAAAACUGACGAGACGCAAUUGCGAAAGGUGUUUUCAUGCUACGGGACGCUGGAAGACGCCAAGAUUUUGAUCCCCGAGCACUCGACCAUGCAUCUUUGGGCGUCUCUAGUGUACUCGACUUUUGAUGAAGCUUUAGAGGCUGCUAGUGAGAUGAAUGGCCAGGAAUUGGAUGGUCGAUUACUGCGUGUAAGCAUUGUGGAUCCACCAAUUGGAGACGAAUCGGGCUCAGUCAUGGAGUAA